This is a messenger RNA of Verruconis gallopava, 2349 nucleotides long. RefSeq lists its product as uncharacterized. Bases 515 to 1954 code for a protein of 479 amino acids. NCBI's taxonomy places the organism in Eukaryota, Fungi, Ascomycota, Dothideomycetes, Venturiales, Sympoventuriaceae. The record is from RefSeq and is a predicted model, not a curated record. Gene Ontology annotation, biological process: lipid metabolic process. The transcript has 2 exons. Gene Ontology annotation, molecular function: phosphoric diester hydrolase activity.
UGACGAUGGCUUAAAGUCGCUGUGCUUGCCCGCUGCGGGCAUUUUCUGCAGUCUGAUCUUUGCCCCGUUGCAUUCCUUUCGUUAUCGAUCCAAGACGACUGCGUCCAUCCGUUUUCUCCAUCUGCUUCUUCCCCUGCCUGGGCAAUAGGUCCGCGUGUGUAUAUCCAGCUUCCGGAUUCGCUCGACCUCUACGCCGUCCUCGUCGUAAACGUGCAGUCAAGAGCCAAUCCUUCUGCGCCCACGCCAACGUUCAGAAGACUUGAGAGAAAGUCGAUUUGAAAGCUCCAAGACGAAGUCGUCGAAGAAGUCAGGCUGUCGCGAGGUGGCGGAAUGAUAUAAUAUCCAAGCCUAUUCUCCCUUCCGAUCUUAUCUCCGCCCUCACUCCAACUGAGCCGCACUUCCCAGCGCCCGCGCCGAGGCGCAUGCCAACUUCCGAAGUGCGACGGAAAAUUUAAACACACCGAUCUUCAAGAUUUGAGGCCCCAGGGCUUCUUCCAGGCUGCCGACCGGAAAAAUGGCGAGCUCGAGAAAUCUUGCGCACGUGGAAGACGAUGUGGAGUCUUCCGCAGGUCGCGAGUCGGAAGAGCCUGGGGAAGCCGAAGCGUUGCUGAAUCAAAAACAGCCAUACGUCUCUACGCAGGCUGUGAGCAGCUUCGAGAACGACGAAUGCCCGAUUUGUCUGCGAAAGGCGAGGUGGCGGGCGCUGCUGUCCAUGCUGAGGCUCAAGGGGAAGCAGCGGGUAGUGCAUUGUGCACACGACAGACCAGCCAUUGAAGAAUGUCGUCGCCUGUCGCGGACAGCCCCGGCUGCGAGAAUACGGCGGAGGAGGUGUCGACUGCUCACAAGCUUCAUCUUGGUCAUGUUUGCUCUGUUCGGCCUAUGGAACCUUGUAACGCUCCUGAUAGGCCUCGGCCCUUUGAUCUGGGACCCUUCGCUGGCAGUCGAUCGCUUCUUUCCUAACUGGGGCAUGCCUGGAGAACCGGGCGAAGGUCUGACGGGCUACCCGACCGACUUCACGCGUGACGUCGAGCCGAUCCCCUGCCACUCUCACAACGACUACUGGCGUCGGGUUCCCCUUUACGAGGCCAUUCAUUACGGGUGUGUUGGCGUCGAAGCCGACGUGUGGCUCUUCGACGACGAGCUGUUCGUCGGCCACACCACGGCGUCGCUGACCAAGAACCGCACCUUGCGCUCCUUGUACGUCGACCCGCUCGUGCGAAUCCUCGAUCGCAUGAACCCGAGCCGUCUUGAGUACGGCGCAGGAAUCACCCCGGAGCGCAUCAACGGCGUGUUCGACGAGGUCCCAGACCAAACCCUCGUCCUCCUGAUCGACUUCAAAAUGGACGGCCGCGAACAGCUGCCCGUCGUGUCCGCCCACCUCGAGGCCCUUCGCUCAAAGGGCUACCUGACCUACUUCAACGGCCAAGACACGGUCAGCGGACCCGUCACCGUGGUCGCGACGGGCAACGCCCCGUUCGACCUCCUCACCGCGAACGCGACGUACCGCGACAUCUUCUUCGACGCCCCGCUCGACAAGCUGGCCGUCGACGCCGCCGCGCUCUCGUCCCAGCACGAGAUCUUCGCCGCCUCCGAUCCCGCCUCGUCCGCCGGCCAGGGAAGCACGGGCGUCUCCCCCUCGUCCUCCUUCACGCCCGCAAACUCGUACUACGCUUCCGUCGACUUCAAGAGCUCCAUCGGCUUCCCUUACCGCGGCAGACUCUCGCACCGCCAGCUGAGGAAGCUGCGUUCUCAGAUCAAGGCCGCCCACGACAAGGGCCUCAAGGCCAGGUAUUGGAACACGCCCACGUGGCCGGUCGGUCUGCGAAACCACAUCUGGAAAAUUCUCAUAGACGAGGGCGCCGACUACCUGAACGUUGACGAUCUGAGAAGCGCCAAGAUGGUCGAUUGGGAGCGCAGCUGGAGGAGGCAUCGCUGGAUGGGCAAUGGCAUAUAAGGAUUUUAACAACGUGCGAUUUGUGUGCUUCCGCAGGCGGCAUCGAAUGUGCUUACCCAAAUUUAUUGCAUGGUGUUCGGAGAUGCAUUUGAUGGGAGGAAAUGAUACCACGGGUUGCAUGAGCUCACAUCUGAGGUUUUUUUUCGUUGGUAACUUAGGCAACUUGUUAGAUCCAAGUUAGCGAACCGCCAUUUAUAAAGCACCAUGCAUGUUCACCAUGUCAUGUAAGAGCAAGAGUUCCUCAUUGUCAUCAUCUCGAUGUACGAGAAAGUGGCAAUGUCGAUCUCGUUCAGGGAAAAUACUCGUGCAGAGUAACGCCUGCAUCGAUGCGAGAUUGGUAUACAAGCUGUUUGAAACAUGUGAUGUCCACACCAUCACCAAGUUUCCAAGUUGAG